AAUUUUAUACCUGAUUCCUGAACCUCAGAACCUGAUACGGUGAGGUGAGCUUGCUGCCUUGCUUGAGCCUUGAGCUGUUGUCUGUUGAGCGAACAGUGGAGACUGGAGACUAGAGAGAGGCGGAGAGCAGAGACUAGAGAGAAAGGAGGAGAGGACAGUGGUGAGGAUAAUAGGGAAAAAUGUCUAAGUCUUGCAAAGGCCUAGCAGGGGAGCUUGUGAAAUGCCUCAGUGAAUCUGAUUGCGUGAAGGUUCAGAAUCGAUCAUUUAGGGAAUGUGCUGGAGAGAAGAGCCCGGCAAUUUCAACGGAGUGUGUGGGACUUAGGGAAACAUAUUUAUUUUGCAAGAGAGGCCAGGUUGACAUGAGAUCUAGGAUUCGCGGAAAUAAGGGCUACUAAAUUGUGGGCAUGGUCUUUUGAUUCAUGAAAAUAAGGGCUGCUGAAUGGUGUGCAUACUCUUUUCCAAAUUGUGAAGAGACAAAUAAGUAAACACCUGAUGCUCUUGCACGUUUGAACAAAGAGCCUGUGGCACCUAGGCAUGCAACUUUUUUUUUGCUGAAUAAAUUAUGUUUGCAAUUGGUUGAGAACUAUUUGAACUGUCAUAAGAUGGAUGUGGAAAGUAUCAGAUGCCAUGUGGUGUGAUUUUGGUUGCAAUUCCAGUAAAUAGACUAGAAUUUGUAAGACAUGAAAUGGCUCAAGAACUAUUUUAUUUGUUUUGUAUAGUAUGA
This is a messenger RNA of Quercus lobata, 724 nucleotides long. RefSeq names its product cytochrome C oxidase assembly factor. Lineage: Eukaryota; Viridiplantae; Streptophyta; Magnoliopsida; Fagales; Fagaceae. The transcript is spliced from 4 exons. Gene Ontology annotation, biological process: mitochondrial respiratory chain complex IV assembly. The record is from RefSeq and is a predicted model, not a curated record. The coding region runs from base 180 to 395 and encodes 71 amino acids. Gene Ontology annotation, cellular component: mitochondrion.